AUGGCGGAAGAAUCAAGCACUAGCAAUGCGGCGGCGGCGGAGGCGGGGGCGGCGGCAUCAUUGGGUCAUUCAGUGAUACCGAUAGUGAACAAACUCCAAGACAUAUUCGCACAGCUUGGAAGUCAAUCCACAAUUGAGCUGCCGCAGGUUGCUGUAGUAGGGAGUCAAAGUAGUGGGAAAUCAAGUGUGCUUGAGGCGCUCGUAGGUCGCGAUUUCUUGCCUAGAGGUUCUGAUAUAUGUACGAGGCGCCCUCUUGUUCUACAACUCCUUCAAACCAAGCCUAAUAAUCCUAAUGAUGCUGCUGAUGAUCAGGAAUGGGGAGAGUUCUUGCACCAUCCUGGCAAGCGUUUCUUUGAUUUCAAUGAAAUUCGUAGGGAGAUUCAGGUAUACAAGACUUUUAUGUUAGACAUAGAAUUUAGAGGCAAUGAAAAUCUUGACUCCAUUCCGUUGUAUUGA
Molecule: messenger RNA, 456 nt
Organism: Nicotiana tabacum (common tobacco)
Lineage: Eukaryota; Viridiplantae; Streptophyta; Magnoliopsida; Solanales; Solanaceae
Source: RefSeq, a predicted model, not a curated record